Molecule: messenger RNA, 5627 nt
Organism: Impatiens glandulifera
Lineage: Eukaryota; Viridiplantae; Streptophyta; Magnoliopsida; Ericales; Balsaminaceae
Exons: 8
Coding region: 333-5369 (1678 amino acids)
Source: RefSeq, a predicted model, not a curated record
AGACGCCCAUACACACACACACACAAAAAAAGGCUUUCUCCCUCGCCAGCUGUUCCUUCCUGCAUUGCAACUGUUGUGAGACGGAGAGAGAGAAGGGAAGAGAAGAGAAGAGAAAGAGAACCGACGAGAGAGACGACAUCAGCAUACCGCUUCUCUCUUAUUUGUACAUCUCUCUUUCCCAUUGAAGCCCUAACCGUAAAGCUUCGAUCAAAUCGAUUCACUCUGGUUGACAAUUUCUUAGAUUUUGUGAAGAUUCGAACGCAUUUGCAUCGCCUAAGGUCCGAUCCGAUUUCCGUAUCUGGAUCAACCUAUUCCUCUAGUUGAUCCGAACAAUGGCGGCGGAAACAGAGGUUCGUGAGGAGAUUACUGUGCUCUCGGAAGUUCGAGUUGACGAGAAUUGUCAGGUUGACACCAAGGAUCUGCCCAAAGUGGGUGGUGACUGCGACAGAGCAGCUUCUGAGGCUGUUAGUGACUACAACGGAGAAGCUGAAACUGGUAAGAAUGGGAAUUCAAUGGGGGAGGAUGAUCCCGAUGGUUCGUAUGUCUUUAUAAGCCGUAGCAACUCUGUCAAUGGAGAUUCUAUUGAGAAGACUCUCCUUGAAGGAGAUCCUGGAUCGCCAGAUGGAUCCUUGAACCAUAAUAAGGAGGUCCUGGUCCAGAAACUUAGUGCAGACAAUGGAGAAGCUGUAUCUGAAGAGAGCAAAGUCGAUCAUGAGGCCAAUGAAUCUCAUUUAUUCGGCAAUGUAGAACCUGUUGUUUUAGCAGUCAAACCUGUUAUUGAUGGGAGUCAUACCGAAUUGGCUAAUGGAACUCAGGAGGAGCGUGAAGGAGCUGAUCACGAGUCAAUUCACUUGGUCUCUGCUUCUCAAGGUGGUGAGGUAUCUCCUAUUUUGAUUUUGAGUGCUGAUGAUCCUCAGCUUGACAAUGGUGUGGCUAAGAUAGGAGUAGUGGAUCAGGAAUCAAUUCCUGAUUUAGAUGAGACCUGUUUAGCUUCUAAGCUGAGGGAGGCCCCUGAAUCUGAAGUUGUUGGUUCAGAUGUUGGCAAUAGUUAUGUGCAGGAGAGUGAGGAAAUAAAUGGCGUGUCUUUGGGAUCCAUUGAAUGCACACCAGCCCUUAUUGAUGAUGUCAAGAUUCAAUAUGAGGAGGAAAACAAAAUUGGAUCUGAGACAGAGACAGAGAAGACCCACGUUGCACCUUUGAUUGACGAUAUCAAGAUUAAUGAGGAUCUGGAGGAACAUAAAGGAGUUGAUCAUGAGCCAAUUCAGUUGGACUCUGCUUCUGAAGAAGUCCAGCUAUCUCCUACUUUGAUUUUGAAUGUUGUUGAUCCUCAUAUUGACAAUGGUAUGGCUAAAAUAGGAGUAGUGGAUCACAAAUCCACUCCUGAAUUAGAUGUGACCUGUUUAGCUUCUAAGCUGGGAGAGGCCCCUGAAUCUGGAGUUCUUGGUUCAGAUGUUGGCAAUAUUAACGAGGACAAAAUUAAUCUGGAGUCAACAUGUCGUGGCCAGGAGAGUGAGGAAAUAAAGGUUAUGUCUUUGAAAUCCACUGAAUGCACACAACCACUUAUCGACGGGAUCAAGGUUCAGUAUGAGGAGGAAAGAAAAACUGGAUCAGAUACAGAGACAGAGAAGAUCCACGUUGCACCCUUGAUUGAUGAUAUCAAGGUUAAUGGGGAUCUGGAGGAACAAAUUGGAGAGCAUCACGAGCCAAUUCAGUUGAACUUUGCUUCUGAAGGCGGUGGGGAAUCUCCUAUUUCGAUUUUGAAUGCUGGUGAUUCUCAGCUUGAAAAUAGUGUGUCUAAAAUAGGAGUAACGGAUCAGGAAUCAUCUCCUGUGCUGGAUGAGACCUGUUUAGCUUCUGAGGUGCGGGAUACCCCUGAAUCUGAAGUUAUUGGUUCAGAUAUUGGCAGUAUUAAAGAGGAAAAAACCAAUUCAGAGUCAUAUCAUGGCCAAGAGAGUGAGGAAAUAGAUGAGGGUGUGUCUUUGGGAUCCACUGAGUGUACACCACCACUUAAUGAUGAUAUGAAGAUUCAAUAUGAGGAGGAAAGCAAACUUGGUUCAGAAACAGAAACAGAGAAGAUCCACAUUCCAUCUUUGAUUGACGAUAGCAAGGUCAAUGGGGCUCAGGAGGAACAUAUUGGAGCUGAUCACGAACCAAGUCAGUCUGAACUCGAUGGGAUAUCUCCUAUUCUGACUUCGAAUGCUGUUGAUCCUCAGACUCACAAUGGUGUUGAUAAAAUAGGAGUACCGGACGAUAUCAAGGCCAAUGGGGCUCAGGAGGAACACAGUGGAGUUGACCACGAGCCAAUUCAGUCUGAAGACGAUGUGAGUUCUCCUAUUUUGAUUUCGAAUGCUGUUGAUCCUAAGAUUCCCAAUGGUGUGGAUAAAAUAAUAGUAACGGAACAGGACUCCGUUCCUGAAUUAGAUGAGACCUUCUUAGCUUCUAAGCUGGUGGAGCCCUCCGAAUUUGGAGUUAUUGUUUCAGAUAUUGACAAUAAUAAGGAUAAAACUAAUUUGGAGUCAACAUGUCAUGGCCAAGGGAGUGAAAGAAAGGACGUGCCUUUGGUAUCUACUGAAUGUGCAUCAGCAGGUACUGAUGAUAUUAAGAUUCAAUUUGAGGAAACCAAAAUUGGAUCAUAUACAGAUACAGAAAAGAUCCAUGCUGCCCCCUUGAUUGACGAUGGCAAGGUUAACUCUGAUAAGGAAGUCAUAAUUGAAUCAGAUAGAAAAAUAGAGAUGAUUGAGGAGUGUAAAAGCAUUGAACCGGAGGCUACUGGAAGGAAACAGCCACAAGUUGAGGAUGAAAGCAAGGCAGAACCACCUAUCUUGAUGAAAGAAGCUUUAACAUCCGAAAACACAACUCCACAAUCGUCAGAUGAGGCAAGUCAACUUGAGCAUGGAGAAGAGAAUAUUGAGGAACAAGAAAAAAUUGAUGGCAGCCAAAAUUUUCAAGAAUCUGUUUUGGAGGUUGAUCUGAGCAAAGAAGUUGCAAAAGUAGCCAAUGAAGCUGUUGUCCCUGUUGUCGGUGGAACCUCCAGUACAAAUUCAAACGAGGAUAUUAAAGUUGUCUUGUCCAGUGAUGAGAUCUGUAACCUGGGAGCAGAAGUACCUAAUCAACCAACUGUUGCCUCCCUUGAGGACAAAAAUGUACCGUUAGAUAAUUGCUUGCUUGUAGAACCUGUUUUAACUUCUCCAGAUCCUUCUCUAUCUUCUCCUUGUGUAGAAAAUGAAUCUGGAAUGUUGAAUGGAGUAAAGGCACCCCUUAGUACUGAUUCUCUUGAAAAUGGAGAUGAAGCUGAUCUGAAGUUAGAACAUGAGACUGAGAACUCUUCCUCUAGCAAUGAUGCUCAUGUGUGUAAACCUAAAGAUGUGGAUACUGAUGAUAAAAAGUCUGAUGUUCAAGAUGAGGCUGUUGGCAAUGGUGCAAAUACAGAAAACUCCGACGGCCAAAAUGAAGAACCGAAGAUUGAUGUGGUGGAACAGACUGACAGGGACGUUACUUUACCAUCUACAACUGAGGAUGCUGAAUCCAAAUCAAAUGCACCAGAGGAAGAGAGUGUUGGAUUUCAAUUUGUGAAAAGUCCGUUCAACUACUUGAUCAAAAUGCCAAGAUAUGAAGAUGAUGGACUUAGAAAACAAAUUGAAUCCGCUCAUCAAGAAGUUGAGGAGAAGACGAAAAACAGAGAUGUCACUAAAGCAGAAAUCAAAGAUAAAAAGGUCAAGUCUCAGGAAUUACAGGCUAUUUUUGAAUCUGCCAAAUCAGAAGAGAAAGCAGCAAGGGGUUUGGUAAAGUCAAAACGUCAAGAAAUUGAUGCUGUUCAAUCUAUUAUCAACAAAGUGAAGAAUGCAAUUACAGUGGAUGAUAUAGAUAUCAGGAUACGCGGGAUGGAACACAUGAUCCAACAUGAAACAUUGCCUCUGAAAGACGAAAAACAGUAUAUUCGUGAAAUCAAACAAUUGAGGCAUCUCCGCGAACAGUUAUCUUCAAGCUUGGGUAGCCAAGAAGACGUACAACUGGCUUUGAACCAAAAGGAUGAAUCUGAAGAACGCAUGAAGAUCUUAAAGAAGGAACUUGACCGCCUCAAGGACACUGUAUCAAAUACUGAAGAAGCAGCCAGAGCUGCAUGGAAGAAACUUGACGAGGUAAAGAAUAAGAUCAGGGAAUUGUAUGUAGUAUUCACCUCUGAGGAUGAUACCCGUCAAGAAGCAUUUAGACGUUUGCAGAACCUUAAGAAGCAAUUGAGGGAUAAGAACGUGUGGUUCAGAAGGUACAAAGAUGAGGAAGAAUGUGCAAAUGGCUAUGCAGCAAGUGGAGACAAAGAAGUUCUCCAUCUGUUCUGCGCGAACCAGGUGUCAAAGAUAAUGGGACAGUGGAACACGGAUGAGGAGUUCCGAAAAGAAUAUAUCAGAUGUAACGAGAGAAGUAUAUUGAGGAGAUUUGGGACACGUGAUGGUCGAGCGUUAGGCCCAGAUGAAGAGCCGCCUAUAAUUCCAAAAGCGUGGGACAGAAGAACUGACCAGUCAGUUGUUGCACCAGUGAAGAAGGUGAAUAGUAAGAAACUACCUGUGGUUGAGGGCGGUGAAUCGAAAGGUAAACCAGCUGAAAAAGAGGAUGUCGUUCUUAUCGAGCAAAAUUUGAAGACUGAAGUUCCUGCCGAAAUUCCUGCCAACAACCCCCCCAUCUCUGUUCAAAGUUCAGCACCCAUAGAGGAGAAGAGUGGUGAGCCAGUAGAUGUGAAAGAGAAGGAGCCUGAGAAAACCAAAGAGGAGAUAGAGGCGGAGAGAAAAGCAGAGGAGCUAAGGAAAGAAGAGGAGAUGGUGAGGAUGAAAGAGCUGAGGAAGGUUGAGGAGAAGGUGAAGGAAAAGGAAGCUUUAGAUAGGAAAAGGAGAAAUGCAGAGAAAGCAACUGUUAGAGCUGAAUUAAGGGCACAAAAGGAAGCUGAACAAAAAGAGAAGGAAAGGGAGAAGAAGUUAAGGAAGAAAGAAAGGAAGAAAACAGGUGGGGCAGAGGAAGAAGGAACCAGAGAAUGGGGAUCUUCCCAAACCGGAUGGGAUUCACCCAAAGAUGUAGCUGUAACAAGAGAGGUUGCUGAGAUGAUGAUCAAUGAAAACAGCAGCAGCAGCAGCCUUCUUACUACUACUACUACAAACACAAAGAAGUUGUCAGCGGCUCCCAUGAAAGCAGCAACAAUCCAAUUGUCGAAGCAGACCAAGUCAAAACUGACUCCACCACCAGCCCUUCGCAACAAGGGGAAGAGGAGAAUGCAGCAAUGGAUUUGGGCAAUUUCGAUCACUGUACUCGUCAUUGUCCUGUUCUUCAUGGGCAAUGUUGGAUUCUACUCCAGCCUUAAGGAUAGGAAAUCUGGUCUCUAAAAUGGAUGAAGGUAAGUUUCAAAUAAUCAUCUCUGCUUAUAAAAUAAACAUACUAUUAAAAGCUAUUGGUUUUCUUAAUAGAGGAUAAAAUAUAGAGAGACUAGAAAAGUCUGCCUUGCUUGCUUGGAUUUAGUGUUUAUUAUUAUUAUUAUUACUUACAGUUGGCCAUUAAUCAUCUUCAUUUCUUUGAUAUACACAGAUUUGAUAAAUUGGACCCAUAUAUAUAUUUAAUCUUUAUAGACAACAAAUACUUUUGAA